Penicillium diatomitis is the source of this 2337-nucleotide messenger RNA. Its product is annotated as M13 family metallopeptidase. The transcript has 6 exons. Gene Ontology annotation, biological process: protein processing. The record is from RefSeq and is a predicted model, not a curated record. NCBI's taxonomy places the organism in Eukaryota, Fungi, Ascomycota, Eurotiomycetes, Eurotiales, Aspergillaceae. Gene Ontology annotation, cellular component: plasma membrane. The coding region runs from base 1 to 2337 and encodes 778 amino acids. Gene Ontology annotation, molecular function: metalloendopeptidase activity.
AUGAUGGUGCAGCCACCUCACAGCAACGGAACCAAGGAGGGAAUGAACUAUAUGGGUAGUGUGGAGCUGGAGGGAGAAGAGGCGUAUGGCCAUGAGGAUGGCUAUCUCGUGGACAAAGGCUUUGUGCAAGGAGCGGGUGCACCUCGCCGUUGUUGCAAACAAAGAUCCCGGCUGCGCGUGGCUAAGAGGGUCGGCGCGAUCGGCUGUAUUGGCCUUCUUGCCUACGCUUUCCUCCAGAGCUUCUAUGGUACACCCGACGUCGCCAAUGGCACACCUAGCGGAUCCCCAGAGUCGUCCCAAGCCAUCUGCCAGACCCCCGAGUGCGUUCACGCGGCCUCGGAGAUUCUAUACAGCCUUGACCCGAAUUAUAAGGACAUUGAUCCCUGCACAAACUUUGAUCAGUAUGUCUGUGGAGGUUGGCGGGAACGCCAUGACAUGCGCGCCGAUCAGGGCUCAAUCUUCGCCGGAACGAUCAUGGUUGAAAACUCUCAGACGAGACUCCGCCAUAUCCUGGAGCGCUCAGAUGCCCCUGCGAAAGAAGAUGCCGAGAAUUUCGGCAAGUUGAAGGCUGGAUACGAGGCCUGCUUGAACGAGUCCGCAAUCAGAGACCGCGGCAUCAAGCCUCUGACUAACCUGCUAGGCAAACUGCAAGAUGUGUAUUCAGUGGGAAAGACUGAUUACCCGACAUCUCAUGCCGAAUUGACUGAUGCCAUCAUUUUCCUCAUGAAAUCCGGUGCCGAGGCCUUCGUCUCCCCUGGGGUUUCUCCUGAUGAUCGUGACCCUGAUAAUGUGACGAUCUUUGUGUCACCGCCCCGACGGAUUGGUCUUCCUGCCAGGGAAUACUACAACAACACGGAAACGGUAGCUGACUACACCGAUGCUCUGAAACUCGUUCUCAAAAACUUCGGCGGCAACAACAAGAUCGCCAAGGAGAUUGUCGCCCUUGAGAAACAGCUUGCCGACAUCACACCAGACACUGCCGCACAAGAAGACAUCACCAAGUAUUACAACCCCCGUAGCAUUAAGGAGACGGAGGCUAUGCUUCCUGAGAUCUCUUUUCAGAGCAUCAUCAAGAAUUUUGCUCCUCGUGACUUCAAGACUGACCGCUUGAUUGUCGGUUCUCCAUCAUAUAUGAAGAAGUUGUCUGCGAUUCUGCACGACACUUCGCGCGAGACCGUCUCAUUCUUCCUGCAGUGGAAGCUCAUUCAAACGUACUCGGACUCUAUCGAAGAUGAAGCGAUUGCCCCUCUUCGGCGCUUCAACAAUAAAUUGGCCGGAAAGGACCCUCAGGCGACUGAGGAAAGAUGGCGCAAGUGCAUCGACCAUUUAGAUUCUUCUCUCGGAUGGAGCAUCAGUCGAUUCUACGUUCUCGACUCUUUCUCGGAAGAGUCGAAGCAACUGGGGGACCAGAUCAUAACCGAUAUCAAGGAGAGAUUUUCCUUUACGCUGACGCAAACUCCAUGGAUGUCACCCGAUGUGCGAAAGCUGGGCAUCGAGAAAGUGCAGAACAUUGUGCAGAAGAUCGGAUACCCAACCAAAAGCCCGAAUGUCUUAGAUGCGGGUGAUGUUGAGAAGUACUACGAAUCAUUGAAGAUCUCUCGCGACAACCUCUUUGAGAAUGAACUUGCCGUGGCACAAUUUGAUCUCGAGAGAGAGUGGUCCAAAUUGGGCAAACCCACCGAUCGAGACGAAUGGGAUAUGAGUGCGCCCACGGUCAAUGCCUACUACAACCCUCCCGGAAAUGAGAUUGUGUUCCCAGCUGGCAUCAUGCAACCGCCAGUGUUCUUUGGCCCGGAUGCGCCGUUGUACCUCGCAUACGGAGCGUUCGGCGCUGUUAGUGGCCAUGAGCUUUCCCACGCUUUCGACUCAACUGGUCGACACUACGACGAAACAGGCAACUAUACCAACUGGUGGGACGAUGAGACCGUCAAGGCCUUCGAGGACCGCGCCCAAUGCUUUGUGGACCAAUAUUCGGCUUUCACAGUCGAAGGUCCUGGAGACAAGGUGCUCCAUGUCAAUGGUCGAUUGACCCUGGGUGAGAACAUUGCCGAUGCUGGUGGUCUCACGGCCGCCUACCAUGCUUGGAAGAAGCGCGACAGCUCGAAACCCGAUCCUGCUCUGCCGGGGUUAGACGGCUUCAGCAAGGAGCAGCUGUUCUUCAUUUCUUAUAGCAACUGGUGGUGUGGUAAAACCACCAAACAGGCGGCUGAACAGGCAAUCUAUAACGACCCCCACGCGCCCAAAUCGGCACGCAUUAUUGAAACCAUGGCAAAUUCAAGGGAAUUCAAGGACGCUUUCAGCUGCCCUGACAAGAAGCCCGUCUGCAAGAUUUGGUAG